AUGGACCGUGCUCGCCCAGAAGCGGAGGAUCCUUUUGGAGACGGGUUCGUGUUGCUGGAGAACUCACAAUUGUGCUUUAAGGUUUUCGAGGAAGUGAAAACCCCUUAUGAAGCACGUAACACCUGCAACCGACUUGGGGCCAAGUUAAUCGUUGUAGACACGGAGGAGAAAAAUACGGCUGUCAGUGAAUACGUCAAGUCAAAACUAGGUUCAAAUACGUUUCUCAUUGGCUUGACACACAAACAGAACAGGUUUGUCUGGGAAAACGGAAACGAGGCUACUGUCACCCACUGGGACAGUGGGCUGCCACGUGGCGCCAACAGGGACUGUGUGGUGCUGUACACCCACAACGCGUUGUGGUACGACUUCGUCUGUUCAUUCAGAUUCCGUUACAUUUGUGAAAAACAACUCUGCACAUAA
Messenger RNA from Gigantopelta aegis, 420 nucleotides. RefSeq names its product C-type lectin domain family 3 member A homolog. The record is from RefSeq and is a predicted model, not a curated record. The transcript has 3 exons. NCBI's taxonomy places the organism in Eukaryota, Metazoa, Mollusca, Gastropoda, Neomphalida, Peltospiridae. Gene Ontology annotation, molecular function: signaling receptor activity. Bases 1 to 420 code for a protein of 139 amino acids.